UUGAAGCCUCAGCACACGUCGUUUUCUUCAAAAGACCCGAACCCAGCGUUCUAAAACCCCGAAACCGAAGAUCUAUCAGCCGCGCCACCGGAAACUACAAACCAAACGGAGAUAUAAUAUAUAAACUUCAUCUCAAUUUUGCAGCUAUAUCAUUCAUUAUAUUCAUUCUUUAUCAUCACUUUCCCCGAAUGAGAAGGUUCACGUGGUUAACGCCGUAUCGGCGCCAUUUUCUUUCAUCCGUUGCAUCAGAACGAGAUUCAUUCGGAAAAUCCUUCUCCUCUCAUCGAUCGUUAUUACUUUCACGAGGUAAGUUAAGUUUUUUUUUUUUUUUUUUUUUUGGUUUUUUAAUUAAAUUAAUUUUUUUAUGUAUAUUAGGUUUGUUUGGUUGCAAUUUUGACACGAAAAGGGAGGAAUAUCUAAUUCCGAGAAUUCCAUUCAGAUAUCGUUAUGCUUACGCUUCAGCAUAUUCUUCUUGCACUGAACGAAACUAUUAUCAGAUGCUUGGUGUUGCUGAAAAUGCUAGUCGGGAUGAGAUAAAGAAGGCAUUUCACUUGCUUGCUAAAAAGUACCAUCCAGACGCGAAUAAGAAUAAUCCAUCAGCAAAGAAGAAAUUUCAAGAUAUAAGAGAAGCUUAUGAGACAUUGAGAGACUCUAAAAAGAGGGCAGAGUAUGACAAGAUACGUGCUAAUGGUUCUGGGAACAUGGAAUAUAGUGACAAUUAUGAUGAUGCAGAAAGAUUUAGAAAUGCUUAUCGUACUCAUUUUUCAGAUUCAUUUCAUAAAGUAUUCUCUGAGAUAUUUGAAGAAGCAACAACUCAGUUCAAGUCAAAUAUAGAGGUGGAAUUAUCACUUACUUUCUCAGAAGCCGCUAGAGGAUGCACCAAACAUGUGUCAUUUGAUGCGGCAGUUCCCUGUGAUAAUUGCUAUGGACAAGGAUAUCCACAAAAUGCUACCCCAACAGUUUGUCCAACAUGCAGGGGCUUAGGUCGAGUUACCAUCCCUCCAUUUACAUCAACAUGCAUUACUUGUAAAGGAUCUGGCCGCAUCAUUAAGGAGUUUUGUUUGUCAUGUGGAGGAUCUGGGGUUACUGAAGGGAUUAAAGAGGUUAAAGUUACGAUACCAGCAGGCGUGGAUUCAGCAGAUACAAUCCAUGUGCCAGAAGGUGGGAAUGCUGCUGGAAGUGGUGGUCGACAUGGAAGUUUAUACAUUAAAAUAAAGGUGGUCGAGGAUCCAGUCUUUGCGAGGGAUGGGGCAGAUAUCUAUGUGGAAUCUAAUAUUAGCUUUACACAGGCUAUUCUUGGUGGCGAAGUUGAGGUGCCUACCUUAUCAGGGAAGAUGCAAGUAAAGAUACCAAAGGGUGUUCAACCAGGACAGCUGCUAGUAUUUAGAGGCAAAGGACUGCCAAAACAUGGGUUUUUUGUACUCAAUGGGGAUCAGUAUGUGCGCUUCCGUGUAAACUUUCCCAUUGCAAUCAAUGAACGACAACGUGCUAUACUUGAAGAAUUUGCAAAGGAGGAAAUAAACGAGGGAAAUAGUUCAACACUUGACAGAAAUUGGCUUUAUCAGCAGCUAUCUACUGGUUGAACUUACAGGUGGCAGCAAAUUCUUGAAUACACGGCGGGUCCAAAGUUUAUGCUGGAACUAUCUAUGCUGAUAUUAUUCCUUGUCUUCAUGAACAAAAUGUUGAGCUGACGGCUUGUUCAAAGUUCAAACAUGAUUGAAGUGGACCUUACUAAACAACAAAUUCUUCUAAUUGCUGUAUUUUCAUCCUUUCAGACUAUGCACAGUACAAGGUAAUUCGAUCAAGAAGUACUCAUUUUCAUCCCGUAAGUUAUAUGGAGAUUGGAACAAGUGGAGUCUGAAAUACAUUAAAUAUAGGAAUAAGUGAAUGGACUAUGGAAAUCAAGGCUGUAUCGCCGAAAUAUGCUAUUUCUUAGAAUAUGGUACAUUUUAUUGUUUUUGAGCAAUCAAAGAACAGGAUUGUUUGUUUGAUGAAGAAUUCUUCCACAGUUUAACUGAUUCAUGCGAAGAUCAUCAAAGAUUUCAAAUAAAAGAUGGAAACCUAUUUCCCGUGUAUUCUUUUUUCCAAACUAUUCUUUUUUAUUAAUUUUGUAAAUCCUUUAUAACCAUAAUGGUUUCUUUAUGUUUUGUAUUUCA
Molecule: messenger RNA, 2156 nt
Organism: Trifolium pratense (red clover)
Lineage: Eukaryota; Viridiplantae; Streptophyta; Magnoliopsida; Fabales; Fabaceae
Product: chaperone protein dnaJ 1, mitochondrial
Exons: 20
Coding region: 189-1583 (464 amino acids)
Biological process (GO): protein refolding; response to heat
Cellular component (GO): cytoplasm
Molecular function (GO): ATP binding; heat shock protein binding
Source: RefSeq, a predicted model, not a curated record